GGACCGCCCCCCGACGGCGGUGUUAAGGCCUGGACACAGGCUCUCAUGGCCCAUUUUGUUGUUAUCAAUACUUGGGGAACAAUCAACUCUUUCGGCAUUUUUCAAACAUUCUAUCGAGAUCAUAUUUCUCGGUCGGAUUCUGAGAUUAGCUGGAUUGGUUCUAUGCAAGUCUUUUUUCUUUUCGUCGUUGGUGUAUUUACCGGGCGUCUCACCGAUGCUGGGUAUUUUCGAGCAGUCUUUGCCUCAGGAUCUACGCUGGUAGUACUGGGAAGCCUGACCGCAUCGUUCUCGACUCAAUAUUGGCAACUAUUCUUGUCCCAAGGGCUUUGCAUGGGGCUUGGCAUCAACUUCCCUCUCGCCUAA
This is a messenger RNA of Colletotrichum acutatum, 363 nucleotides long. RefSeq lists its product as uncharacterized. The annotation marks the transcript as partial. Gene Ontology annotation, cellular component: membrane. The transcript has a single exon. The record is from RefSeq and is a predicted model, not a curated record. NCBI's taxonomy places the organism in Eukaryota, Fungi, Ascomycota, Sordariomycetes, Glomerellales, Glomerellaceae.